UUGGCGGACGCGCGGGGCGAGGCGGGGCGGACGCCAAGGCGAUCGCCCGCUGGUCAGGCUGUGGCGGAGGCCGUGACGGGGGUCGGCGGGAAGCGGGGUGGUGCUCAGCGAAGCCGGAGCGGCCCUGAGCUCCGCCCGCGGAGGAGGAGUGAAGCUCAGGGCGCCGGCGCGGAAGGCGGAGGGGUGAAGUCAGGCCUGAGUGGGCGGAAGCGCGCUGGAGCUGUAGGGAGGCCCGGGCGAGGGCUGGAGGGGAGCUUGAGCUGUCGGGUUCCCUCCCUCCAGGGCGUUUGGGGCGCGCACACACUCGAACACAACGCGACACGUUUUCCAAAUGUCAGACUGUUGCUUUGUCCAAUUAUAGGGCGUAGUAAGCCUACAUCCUGCCGCUGCCCUACCUCAUAUCCUGCUUUGUCAGGUCCACGUGAGACAUGGCACAAGAACGAGGACACUUACAGCUGCCCAGAGCUGAUGCUAUCCGUUCAAAACUCAUUGACACUUUCUCGCUCAUAGAGCAUUUGCAGGGCUUAAGCCAAGCUGUACCAAGGCACACUCUCCGGGAGAUACUUGAUCCUUCUUACCAGAAGAAACUCAUGUCAGGAGAUCAGGAGCAGCUAGUGCGCUUCUCCAUAAAGCCCCGGCGAAUGGGGCACAUUACACAUACUCAGCGGUUGCUGAGCAGGCUUCGAGUGCGGUGCAGUCGAAGGCCACCUCUUUCCUUGUGGGCUGGAUGGGUCCUUGAGAGUCCUAUCUUCUCGAAAUUCAUCAUCUCCCUCAUCUUUCUGAAUACCUUUGUGCUUAUGGUUGAAAUAGAAUUGAUGGAAUCCACAAACACUGCUCUGUGGCCAUUGAAGCUGGCUUUGGAGGUGGCAGAUUGGUUUAUCUUGCUUAGCUUCAUUGUAGAGAUACUUCUAAUGUGGUUGGACAGCUUUUAUCUGUUCUGGAAGAAUGCCUGGAGUGUUUUUGACUUUGUUGUUACCUUGUUGUCUCUGCUUCCUGAGUUUGUGGUGGUGAUGGGAGUCCCGGCGCACUCUGUGUGGCUCCAACUGCUGAGGGUCUCUCGGGUGCUGAGGUCUCUCAAACUGUUUGCACGAUUCCCUCAAAUUAAAGUUAUUCUUUUGGCUCUGGUCAGGGCCCUGAAGAGCAUGACGUUCCUCUUGAUGUUGCUGCUUAUCUUCUUCUACAUUUUUGCUGUGACUGGUGUCUACUUCUUCAGAGAAUAUUCCCGUUCAAGUAUCGAGGGCCUGGAGUACAACAUGUUCUUCUCGGACCUACUAAAUUCCGUGGUGACAGUGUUCAUCCUCUUCACCUUGGAUCAUUGGUAUGCAGUACUUCAGGAUAUCUGGAAGGUGCCAGAAUCUAGCCGUGUCUUUAGCAGCAUCUAUGUGAUCCUUUGGUUGCUGCUUGGCUCCAUAAUCUUUCGAAAUAUCAUAGUAGCCAUGAUGGUUACUAACUUUCAGAAUAUGAGAAAUGAGCUGAAUGUGGAGAUGAACCACCUGGAGAUUCAGUAUAGAGCUGACAUAUUCAAGCGACAGGUUAUUCAGAGGAGACAUCAGUCUGAAUCACUGAGAGGAACCAGUCAAGGAAAGGUCUCCGAAGACAUAGUAGAAACUUCUGAUGUCAGUGAUGAAGACAAAAGCGAUGCUGAUGAAGACAAUUCUAGCGAAAGCAAUAAGGAGACAAGUGAUAGUGAGAAAAGCGAUAAUGAGAAAAGCGAUAGUGAGGAAAGUGAUGUCGAGAAAAGUGAUCCUGAGGAAGACUAUGCCAAGAAAAGUUCUCCUGAGAAAAGCUCUCCUGAGAAAAGCUCUCUUGAGAAAAGCUCUCCUGAGAAAAGCUCUCUUGAGAAAAGCUUUCCUGAGAAAAGCUCUCCUGAGAAAAGAUCUCCUGAGAAAAGCUCUCCUGAGAAAAGCUCUCCUGAGAAAAGCUAUGAUGGAAAAGCUGAAACUGAAAAAGUACAAAAAGAGCCAAAAGAAAAAGCCCACCCAACUUCCCCUUCCAACUCAUCCCAUGGCUCCAUUGCAGUUGACAUUGCUUUCCUCGAAAACCUGGACUGGGAGACUCUUGUGCAUGAGAACCUGCCUGGGCUAAUGGAUAUGAAUCAGGAUGACCGUGUUAUUUGGCCCAGAGAUUCACUUUUCCGAUAUUUUGAGUUACUGGAAAAGCUUCAGUAUAACCUAGAGGAGCGCAAGAAGUUGCAAGAAUUUGCAGUUCAGGCACUGAUGAGUUUUGAAGACAAGUGAAGGUACAGUGGGUGACAGCUGUGUCUUUGGACCCAGCAAAAGCUAAUGAGGAAAAUAAUUGGAAUUUAAAAUAUAAAUUUCUAAUAAAUACUGCUAAUAAAUGGUAAGUUCCUGGUAA
Messenger RNA from Mastomys coucha (southern multimammate mouse), 2355 nucleotides. RefSeq names its product cation channel sperm associated 2 (gene Catsper2). Gene Ontology annotation, biological process: flagellated sperm motility; fertilization; sperm capacitation. The record is from RefSeq and is a predicted model, not a curated record. The transcript has 13 exons. The coding region runs from base 429 to 2237 and encodes 602 amino acids. NCBI's taxonomy places the organism in Eukaryota, Metazoa, Chordata, Mammalia, Rodentia, Muridae. Gene Ontology annotation, molecular function: calcium-activated cation channel activity. Gene Ontology annotation, cellular component: CatSper complex; membrane.